AUGCCUUCUAGAACAACUGACACGCCAAAUGAGUGGUCCGACUCGGCGGAUAUCAUCUCACGAUUCCUAGCCUUACAGCAGAUUUACAGCGCCAAGGAACUCGACUCAUAUCUCCAGUCGCUGCGACAUAUCGGAGAGGGCAAAUCAGAUUCUGAAGAUCAAUCAACUGAUGUCAUCGUUCUUUGCGCAUCAGCGAUCCUAGCUAUUCCCGAAGCCGUCUUUGAGUGGGCGGUGCAACGGCAGAGGGAAUACGGGGAAAGACAAAACACAGUACUGGUGUUAUGCGGAGGCAUUGGACCUUGUACACCAUUUGUUUACGACGCUUGCAGAGCGAGCAAGAAAUAUUGCACGAUAUUUGACACGAUAAACGGCAAGCCUGAAGGCGAGCUGUUGAGGGUCAUGGCAGAGCGAUUCUACAAGCUCAAGAUCAACGAAACUGGAAGCCAAAAUCAUGGCUUUCGGAUCAUCGUCUCCGAUCGUUCAAACAACUGCGGAGCAGAUGCAUCAGAGGCAAAAGUGGUUCUGGAAGAGAACGGCAUUCACACCCCAAGAUCUAUGGUUGUUGUACAGGACCCAGCCAUGAGUAGCCGGACAAUGUCUUCAUUUGAAAAAGUCUACGAGAACGUUUCUGUCCAGAUUUCUUGCUGGCCACGGCUAAAGCAAACAAGAGAGAUCCAACAAGAAAAGGCGCAACCCGAGAAAGAUGGCCGAAGGGAACUUUGGUCUAUGGAUCGUUUUCUAGACCGGAUCAUCGGCGAGCAAGGUGGAGUUAUCAAGGCCAAGUCACCUAUUGGCAUUCCAAACGAGGUGGAAAUUGCGUGGUCUGCUCUAAUGGACGAAAGCAGCUCAAAAGUCCUUUCAUAG
Molecule: messenger RNA, 864 nt
Organism: Fusarium tjaetaba
Lineage: Eukaryota; Fungi; Ascomycota; Sordariomycetes; Hypocreales; Nectriaceae
Exons: 1
Coding region: 1-864 (287 amino acids)
Cellular component (GO): plasma membrane
Source: RefSeq, a predicted model, not a curated record